AUGGCCUCACAGCCACCGCCGGGCACCGGACUGAUGUCGGUCGACACAGCUGACCCCGAACUGGGCUCCGGGACACCUCCGAAGCCGAACCCCACCACAAGAGCUAAGCGACGCCGCGACACCGAGGCUCAGCCAACUCGGCCUAGCCUAACGGGAAGCCAGCUUGACGCCACCAACGACGCCCCUCCCUCGGCAAAGGGGCCUGCAAUCUCUACAGCAGCUGCUCCGACUGGGUCCGCCACAGGUCUGUCGAACGCCAGCUUCGACGAUUCCAGAAAGCAGAUCGCGAAAGAAGCCACUGCCUAUGUCAUCCAAGCCCUCAAGAGACUGAUCAAUCACGAGACAACCCCAGCAGCGGCUCGGAGUUGGGCGGCUGUCGCCGCACCGAUGGCGGGCAACACCACUGCGGCGACCCGGAGCGGCCAGAGCUCUGCUCGCCCGAAGCCCCCACUCCCGGCUCAGGAUCGGCCGCAGGCGCAGUCGAAGGAGGACCUCCGCAUCUUUGCCCGCGUCCCGGAAGAAGGCUUGGCCGCCGCUCGGAAAAUCGCACCAUUUGCUGUACGCCAGAUCGUCUGCAAGGCCUCUGGCCUGGGGCUAGCGGACCUUCCCCACGCCUACCAUAUCGGCACAGGAUACUCUUUGAAGCCGCUAAACAAGCAAACACAGGAAAGACUACUUGCAAGUAAGGCAAAGCUAGCGGAAUGCCUCGGCGCCCCUCAAGUCGAGACGCCUAUCAGGUGGCACACUUACGUUGUGCCGCGAUGCCCAACAAAACUACACAGCAUUGGUGGGGACGUCCUGGACCCAGCCACGCUCGUUGAAGAUGAGGUUUUCGCACAGACAGGACAGAAGCCUGUCCUUGUCCGACCCUCCCGCGUUGGGCCCAACCCAGUCACGAACGAAAUCUCUUGGCUCAUAUCGUUCAUAUCAGAGGUCACGCCCUUCAGGCUCUUCAACCAAAGCGGCAGAUCUCUGCCCGUCAAGAAACGAAGGACGCUCAUCCGACACGACCCCGGCUGCCAGGGCCACCACUCCAACCGGUUCUGUGGACGACGACCGAUCUGCAGCAACUGCGGAAGACCUUCCGACUCGCACGAGACGGGACCUUGCAUGGCCAGGCCCCAGUGUGCCAACUGCUGCGGCCCCUUCCAAGCCAGCCACACAGACUGCCCAGCGAGGCCCUCGGUCGUAAACGGCGUCGUCUCCCUUCCCGGUCGAAAGGAGCGAGCUCGUAUCCGGAAGGCCGGCCAGAAAGUAUCGGACACUCUGUACAAGGCUGCUCGAUCCGACAGCAGCCAUGAGGCGGCAGGCGUCCCCACCCCUACCAGCCAGAACCAGCAGCCCGGCGCCAAGCGCGCGCGCACGAGAACGCCCUCCGCAAGCUCGAUCGUCUGCCUCGGCGACGGGAGCACUGACAGCAGCAGCAUGGGCGAAGACGAGGCGGACGAAGCCGAAGACUCUCCUCACAAUACUCACAUCGACCGUCCCGUGCUACCCCUGCCAAGCAGGAGUCAACGGGCAGCACAGAAGCCAAACUACAAUGUUGCGAAUGCCUACACCCACCUCGAACUCGACUCGGAGACGUAA
Messenger RNA from Colletotrichum abscissum, 1587 nucleotides. RefSeq lists its product as uncharacterized. The coding region runs from base 1 to 1587 and encodes 528 amino acids. The transcript is spliced from 2 exons. The record is from RefSeq and is a predicted model, not a curated record. NCBI's taxonomy places the organism in Eukaryota, Fungi, Ascomycota, Sordariomycetes, Glomerellales, Glomerellaceae.